AAAGAAUCUACGAUUCUUAAAUAAUUUAUCGACAUGUCUGUCUUAUCACCUUUAUUGCCCAGUUACAAAGUACCAUGAUCUGUGAUUUUCAAACCUAAAAAAAUCAAUGUAAAUUUAAAAUUUUUAUGUUCAGGUGGAUCUCAUGCCAGUGGUAUCAAUACACUGAGUCAAGGACAAGAAGGGGUAUGUAGGACUAUAAUAUAGAAAUUGAAAAAUAUUUAGUUGUAUUUUAAAAACUUACAUCGAAUUUGAUCUAUUCCGACAGGGAGGGAAUACAUCAUUUAAAUUGCUCGAGGCUCUACAAUUUAUUCUGGUAAGUGUCCUCAUUCCAUAUUUUUUUUAUAUUUAUCUGAUAAUAGUGACCGUCCUCUUACAGUACUCCGUGAAUAAAAUUACUUUUAAAAGCCAGGGAAGGGUCCAGACAGAUCUUGUAGAGAAGGGGGGGGGGGGGCUCCUCGACAUUAUUGGUCAAUUACUAGAAAUUGGUGUUCAGGGUCCGAUGGUAGGAUUUUGCCUUUCGCCAUUAAAUCCAUCCCUAUAUAUUAAGGCGUGACCAUGCAACCUCCGUCACCAGACUUUCCAGAGGUGAAUUUACUGGUUUCUUUAAGGUAAUUCCGCAGUUUUGCAUUGCGCACUUUUACUGCGCACAUCUUAUAACUUAUAAUUUCAUACAUUAUACGUACCGUUUAAAAAAUAUAAUUUUAUGUUCAAAACAUCUUUGGUUACAUUCGUGCAAAGAAUUACGUUAAAAUAAAUGUUUUCAAAAAAGGCAUACAAAAGUGUAGCUAGGGUUCCCUGUGUCUGUAGUAUAUUUAUUUACUUGUAUUUCACGUUUUAAUGCCACAAUUCCCUGAAAAGAUCGGUGUCCCCCGUUUUUUAACUGAUAAUUUAUUUCUUUAAUGCAUUUUACAUUUCAUAUCCGAAAUUAAAAGAAAAAUCAUUUCUGGAUCUUGAAAAAAAUCCGUUUCUUGAAAAAAAAAGUAGUUCCAUUUUGCUCAAAACACAAUAUUUUUUCAAAAAUAAUAACAAGAUAGGUUUACUAAAGCAAAAUCCGCGCUAAAAACGUCAAUAAAUAUCGGGCGGUUGUGAUUUUGCCGUUACUCGUAAUGAGCGUCAAGAUGACGCCAUAUUGGGGUAAAGGUGGUAUAUUGUGAUUGUCAUAUCUUCUUAACGAGUUCGGUGACCCCGACUUUUUUGUGUGAUUUUACUUUAAGUAUAUCAUAUACUCCAUGCCUGGGAAGUUUCAGCACAUUCUCAUUUCGGGAACAAUUACUGCGGAAUUACCUUAAAGCGUUUCUUGUGGCCAUGGCCAAUGGGCUCAUUUUCCAUUUCAAACAAAGAUUUUUGCACCUUGGGGGACCAACCUUGUAUCAAUUUUUCUGACAAGAUGAGCUUUGCUAUUUAACCCUGUCGUGGCUGUUUGCCAACACUGCACUUGAACUUGCACCAGCUCAACUACGCGGCAACAGUAAUUGUAGUACCAGUGAGAUAAAACUAAAAACCUAUCUCACCCUGAACAUGUAUUGUGUAAUUGUGUAUUGUUAUAUAGUUAGUGUCAAAGUUCAAUUUUUCUGUUCGCCGAUUGGUCAAAACCGAGUCACGUGCCGGUCCACAAAACGUCAUGUUCGGCAACCGGUCCGCAAUCAAACAUUUAUUGAUCGGUCAAUAAUAAAAUGGGUGCAAUACGCAUGCGUGUCAACCAUGAAGUUCCAAAGUUCAUUUUCAAAAAUGUUUACUAAACAUUUACGGUAUUCCAUUUAUCCAGUUUUGGUUUCAAAUUAAGUUCACUCCAAUAACCGGUGAAUUAUUCACACUUUGACACCUAUAUACUAUAUAACAAAACACUUGUUUACUGAGACCUCGGGAAAGCAGUGUGUUUUGUGGCCCUUCGACCGCCGUUGUUGCCCUCGGCUUUGCCUCGGGCAACAACGGCGGUCUCGGGUCCACAAAACACACUGUUUCCCUCGUUCUCAGUAAAUAAGUGAUAAAUAUCAAUGUUUGCUUGUUAUUGCAGGUUCAGUUUUCACGGCAAGAAACUUCGCUAGAAACGUAAGUAAACCUUUUGUGAAAGGUUACUGCCAUUUGCGAGCAACUGUAAACGUUUUUCCGUGUUUGUUGACGUUUCAAACGUGCACGUUUGGUGCAGUGAGCUACAUAUACGUCUGGAGUGAGAAUUCGCGUCCAAAGAGUGAAGUGAAACAUGGCGGAAAUUAACGUCCCGUACCAGUGGCCUUCUAUUGCAGAUAUAAUAAUAUAGUCAAUUCUGAUUGGCUAAGAGCAGUGCAAUUUUUUGGAAAUACAAUAAACGAUUCCUUUAACUACGGACAACUGGCUACUUUCUCAGCACAACCGCUUACUUGAAAUGAUUCUGAAUGCCCUGUAUACUAGCUGUGUACUCGUUCGGAUUUCGGAACAAAAAUCUACAUAUCGGAUUGAUAAAGUUGUUUCGUAGUCGAAUCGGAUCGGACUUCGAUAUUCGAAAUAAAAUGAAUUAAUUAUCCACGCAUUAUUGCAAGAAUUAAUUAUCCAUGCAUUUAUAAAAAAAGCAUUAUCGCGGUUAUCGCUGCAUUUUUCGUUUGAUACUUCAAUUGCGCGCCACUUUGUCAGCUUCUUGACAUGUAUUUCUUGUUUUUAUAUUCAUUUGGUUAAACAUUUCAACUUGAAUGAGAAAAUUAUUUUGUUAAAGGAUUCUUCGGAUAAUAAUAAUAAUAAUAAUAAUAAUAAUAAUAAUAAUAAAACUUUAUUUAAAGAGGGAAUACAUUGUUUACUUAGUACAGUAUUCUUCCCAAUGGCCCUCGAUGUCUGAUAGUAAUAUAUAAAAAGAAAAUCCUAUUGAGAGUAACAUUGACAAUGAGUAAUAUGCUUACAAUCGAUGCAGCGGAAUUUAUUAACGUGAUCUACUUCAUAAUUCAAUUGAAUAAAGUAGGUUUUGAGCUUCUUUUUAUAGGAAUAAAUUGAGUGAUUUUCAAUAUCUUUUAAUUCGGAAGGUAAAGAAUUGAAUAGGCUUGCACCACUGUAGGAAAUUUUGGAUUGAUUGAUUGAUUGAUUGAUAACUUUAUUAAAGUGUCAUGUCUUAUAGCCAAGUGUCAUGUCUUAUUAGCUUGCGUAGUCUUAACUGAUGGAACUUUUAAGUCUGUAAUAGACGAUCGGAUCGGAUUGGAAUUCUUUAUCACAACUCGGAUCGGAUUCGGAUUAGACAAUUUCGGAUCGGAUCGGAUUUUAAACAUUAGCUAAUUGUCGGAUUAUAAACGUCCGAUCCGAUGCACACCUCUACUGUGUACCACUAAUCUCAAAACGCGUUGCAAGCUGAUACAAAAAUGUUGAUAUCCCCCUUUAGGUUACGAAUGCAACUUCAGACAGCGACGGAAGACAUAAGGAGAAUUCGCUCAGUGAAAAUUGAAAACGACAAGAAAAAUGUGCACAUGAAGGAGGAACACCAAACUGAACUAACUCGACAAAAGAAAGCGUACAGUGAUUUAGAAAGAACAUUUAAUACGCAGGUUUCGGAGUUGAAACUCCAGUUGUCAUCCCAACAAGAAAACUACGAAACGUUGCUGCAGAAUUUCUCGGAGUUAAGACGUGCCUUGACUAAUAAAUAAACUUACUCCGUGGAUGUUUUUCUAACAGGUAUGGGAUUGAUUAUGAAAAUCCAAAGCUACACCGAUAUCUUUUUUUGUCAAUUGCAUGGUACACACGUAAAAACGCACAAGUUGUAAUAGAUCUGCAAUCAAGUUGUAACAAGGUUGUUGCCAAGCUGCAUGAUAUCAAAUACAAAAUGACUGAAAAACGGCAAACUUCGCAGGGUUAUAUUAUCCGCAUUUUACAACAUUUCGCAACGAAACUUCGGAAUAUUACUAAUUUUGUGAUGCUCUUUCAAGCCGUGAUAAAAUUUUUAUCUAGACUUGCCUAGAUCAAAAUUUUGUUCAUAGGUAAUAGGCCCAUUAACGCACGAUAACUGUCAAAGUACACCCUGUAUAAUGAAAAGAAUUAUAUCUUCUCCACUGCCAAUCGUGCCGGCUAACAAUAGACCUGAUGUAUAUAAUGACGUCACAAGGCUUGAUGCCCGCGAGAAAUGCUUGUCUUAGUAGUCAUCGCCCUAGAAAAUUUCGAUAGUGGCCAUUUUGAAUUGUUCAGUAGAGAUGCUGUGAAGUCCGUACUGCGCAUCAGUUCUGCUCAUAACAAAGAGGACCCGCAGAUAUAAACAUUGCCCAAAGUUUGCAUCUUUCGAGAGUUUAUAUUCAUUUACAAGCGUAGCGAACCAGGAAAGUGCUAGAUAUUCAAUUAGUAUAUCAUAUUUUACAAAUAUAGCAGUUCAAAAUGUAAACAAAGCGUUUGUUUACAUUACGGACUUUACAGCAUCUUUAAUUUUCCCGGGCGUUAACUACUAAGACCGGCAUUCGUCGCGGGCAUCAAGCCUAGUGACGUCAUUAUGCAUAAGGUCUAUUGCUGUUGCUGCUAUGACUACAAGUAUUUUCAUGAAUAACUCUUUAUAAAUUUCACAGAUCCUCAAGUAUUGAAUGAGAAGCAUAUAUCCACACGACGCCCAGCGUCAAGUGUACAUAAUAUGGUGUGAACGAAGGCUCCUGUGGAACAAAUUUUAUUAGAUAAUUAUUUUCAUCAAAGAAAUGUAGACUAUAGAAUGUAUUUUAAAUCACUAGACUAACUUUAUUCAUAUGGCACAACCCGACUCCGUAAUGUCCUCCAUGUUUUUAUUGCGAUAACUCACAUGCCUAGUUAAUUCUGUCCCAGUUUACGGUGCGUAAUAUAGAACAAAGGUAGUUAGGCCAGUUAGAAUUUUCUGCGUGAUUACAUUAGCCCGGAUUUUGGUGGGGAAAGUGAGCAAAUUUAGGGGAUGUGCAGCGGUUUGUUAUGACAUUCCCCAUGGAAUGUUAGGACUUAUAGCGUACCUCCCCCCCCCCCGCGCUAAAGUCAAUAGCCUGCGAACAGGCUCUUUGAACCUGCUCGCAGGCUAUAAGGUCAACACGUGAUGUAUGCAUGAAAAUACAUAUGUAUUGGUGCAAUUACGACUGUACGACUCAUCCAGUUUUCCCCUUCAUUACAUUACCAGAAAGUUUCUGUCGAGACAUUGCAUUGAAAGGGACUUGACACAGAGAUGAAUGGCUAUCACUGUUUCAAUUUCACAAGAAAACGUUCUUAGAAAGUGUUGAUCUAGCCUCCUCCGCAGGCCUCUCUAUGGGUUCUAGCCUGCGAAUGGGUUUUGAAAAAAAAAUUUCAAAACUUUUUCCCACCACCCGAUUCGUCGGGGGUGAGAUGCCUGCGGAGGAGGCUAGUGUUGAUCCUGAGCAGCACAAUAGUUUGUCAAAAUUUCACUUUGAUCUAUCAUUUAACCUUUCCCAAGGGACCUCGCAUUACAUUUCAUUCAGUUGAGGUGUUAAAUAAUGUUUCGGCAUCCAUGCAAAAGGCAAUAUUAAUUUUUAGUUACAAUCGUUCAUUGUACGCAUUUGUAAACUAUAACAACGGGAACUGGACAUGUGAGUUAUGUAAACUCGUGAAUUUGAUAGCAACGAUGUAAAAGGGCGUGAGCUCAAACAGUAAUCAAAAACAAGAUUUCAGUAAAUCCAAUGAAGAUUGUCGAACUAUAUUUCAAAUUGACAUACACGUUGCUAGAAAGUUUGCCAUGGAAUUUUAACCAUGGUUUAAAGCUCGUUUUCGUCACGGGUAUCCCACUGUAAUGUGGCGUAUCGCUUUGAUUUCUGGGGUUGAACUAAUGACAUGGAGGGUUAUCGGAGGGAAAUAUGCCAGUAUCAUCGCCAUUGUGGCUGUGAAUACAUAAACACAAUCAUCAUAAACACAAUCAUAUAUCAUAGGACAAUGUCAAAUGACGAACGAUUUUGUAAAGAGAAAUUCAGAAACACAGCUGUAGAUAUUUGUGUUCUUUUCAAUGAUUUCAACGUUUUUAAUUGUAUAAUGCAUACGUGCGUUUAAAAGGAAAUCCAUAGACCGAAUCGAAAAAUAGUUGUCAUUCUUUUUUCUUCUGAAAUUAAUUUCAACCGAG
Paramuricea clavata is the source of this 6016-nucleotide messenger RNA. The record is from the annotation of a GenBank genome assembly. NCBI's taxonomy places the organism in Eukaryota, Metazoa, Cnidaria, Anthozoa, Malacalcyonacea, Plexauridae.